UCUCGCUUGCAAAAGAGACUGUCCUCUGUCUCAAUGGGCUUUUCCUGGCAAAAUAAAGUCUACAGAUGUGGAGCAGAGAGUGGAGACUGAACCUUCUCUGAUUAAAGAUGAGGGAACAGGAGAGGAUGUGUGGAAGACUGACCCUCAGGAAGAGCUCAGGAUCACUGGAGAGGAGUCUGGUUCAAAGCCUGGGAAACCACCAUCCUUUGAGCAACGGCACUGUGAUGAGGACUCCAUCACACAACCCAAUAUAUCUCCAGAGAACUCAGUGGAACAUUACCCCAAUUCUGAUCGUCCAGAGGAACCAGGAACACCCCAGCUCGCAUCUACAGAGGUGUUCAGCACAGAGCAGCACCGGCCAGAUGAGGACUCACUAGAGCUAGUGAUGGUGAAAGAGGAGGAGCUGGAUCAGACCACGACCCUGGCAGGUCCUGACCAGUUUGUUAUGGAUGAGUCUGAUGGGCAGCUGUGGACCUCUGUGGAUCCAGGCAGAGACACUGACCCUGGUGGCCACCCAGAUUUCUCCUUUCAUUCCACAGAAGAGUACUCUCAGAAUAUCUCAAUUUUCCCAUCUCAUAGUGGGCUGCCAUCUGUUCCUACUAUGACAGAUGAUGUAGGGCCAUCGCUUCACUCUUCUAUAUGGAAACCACAUGCUAACAUGUUCAGUGCUGCAAAACACAUGAAAAGACAUGUAGGGACAUUGGCUGAUGAGACUAGACAACAGAUGCCAGAGGGACAGAGCAGUGAGAUGCUGAAUUCAAGUAAUGAAGGAAAUAGUUUAGCUCUACAGUCAAGGCAGCAUCAAUACAGGGCUUCAGAAGCGACUGUGAGAUUGAGUGAGUGCAUGACAGGGUCAAACAUGGCCACCACCUCCACCUUCUCUGGAUACAGCCUGAGUCACAGUAGUUUUAACAUGGUGAAGAGAAUGAGGACUCAGUGGAGAUCAGGCGGCACCACCGAGAGGCGUUUCAGCUGCACCUUCUGUGGUAAGAGCUUCCAGCGUUUCAGCGAGCUCAAAGUACACCUCCGGAGUCACACCGGAGAGAAACCGUACACCUGCGAACAGUGUGGCAGGAGUUUCACCCAGCAGUGCAACCUGAUCAGACAUGCUCUGGUCCACACUGGGGAGAAACCGUAUGAGUGCACACAGUGUGGGAAAUGCUUCACCCAGCGCUCCAAAAUGAAGUCACAUCAGAGAACUCACAUAGGAGAGAGUGCAGUGUCUCAAUAUGCGGUACCCACAUACCCUGCGGAUCCACAAACAAGUUUAAUGAUGUCUCAGAACAGAUGGAAUAAAUAGUUCAUAAUUACAUCAUUUUUCUGUAACACUUUCUAUGUGAAAAUGUGGUACAGAAAGUAGUUUGAGACAUGUUGACAAGCUUUUUCUUCCAAUUGAUUUGUGAAAUGGUUUUCAUGUUUGACUGUUGUCUGCUCCUCGUUUUCAUUUUAACAACUUAUUUACAACUGGUAACAAUGUGUAUUUCUACCACAAAAUCAUAAAACCAUAUUAUAUUCAAUCAAACUGAUUUAAUGAAAGAGUCAAUCUGCGCUUUUAGAUCAAUAAUACAGUGCCUUCGGAAAGUAUUCAGACCCCUCGACUUUUUCCACAUUUUGUUAGGUCACAGCAUUUUUCUAAAAUUGAUUAAAUAUUAUUUUUUCGCAGCAAUCUACACAAAAUACCCCAUAAUGACAAAGUGAAAACAGAUUUUUAGAUUUUGCAAAGUAAAAUAAAAAUUAAAACAGAUACCUUAUUUACAUAAGUAUUCAAAC
Molecule: messenger RNA, 1770 nt
Organism: Salmo salar (Atlantic salmon)
Lineage: Eukaryota; Metazoa; Chordata; Actinopteri; Salmoniformes; Salmonidae
Source: RefSeq, a predicted model, not a curated record